This is a messenger RNA of Salvia miltiorrhiza (redroot sage), 1041 nucleotides long. RefSeq names its product GDSL esterase/lipase At5g45920-like. The record is from RefSeq and is a predicted model, not a curated record. The transcript has 5 exons. Gene Ontology annotation, molecular function: hydrolase activity, acting on ester bonds. Bases 124 to 831 code for a protein of 235 amino acids. NCBI's taxonomy places the organism in Eukaryota, Viridiplantae, Streptophyta, Magnoliopsida, Lamiales, Lamiaceae.
GUUCUUCUUCUUCUUCUUCUACUUCAUUUAGCUUUUCUUUUUAUUUUUUCUUAGUUCACUUUGAAGAUAUUAGUAUUAGUGUACGAUUCAUUAAGAUUAACAACAAGAGAGAGUGUGGGAGAAAUGAGGCCCAAAAUUUAUCUGUUCGGCGACUCAAUCACUGAGAUGUCCUUCGGCGACGGCGGAUGGGGUGCUUCUCUCGUAAAUCACUUUGCUCGCCAGGCGGAUGUGGUGUUGAGAGGCUAUGACGGUUACAACACCAGAUGGGCUCUCAAGGUCAUCCACAAAGUCUUUCCGGCGGGCGGCGACGCUCCGCUCGCCGUCACGGUGUUCUUCGGGGCCAAUGACGCAGCGCUACCGGACAGAUACGGCGGGUUUCUACACGUGCCGCUUGAUGAGUACAAGCAGAAUCUUCUCGCCAUUGUUGCCUUUUUCAAGAAGCAAUGGCCGUCCACGCGCAUCAUCCUCAUCACGACUCCUCCAAUCGAUGAAGAUGCACGUCUCCUAAAUCCUUUUGCCAACAACCCUUCCGGGCUGCCGGAGAGGACAAAUGAGGUUGCUGGUCGAUAUGCCAAACAGUGCCUCGACGUAGCAGCUGAAUGUGGGCUUCCAGCUAUCCCUCUCUGGCAAAAAAUGCAGCAACUUCCUGACUGGAAAAAGGCUCUUUUGAGUGAUGGCCUGCAUCUCACUCAGCAAGGCAAUAAGUUUGUAUUUGAGGAAGUGAUUAAUCUACUUGCUGAAGAACAAGUAAGUCUCCAGACGCUGCCAGCAGAUUUCCCGCUCAUAUCUGAGAUCGACCCUAAUGAUCCACUCAAGUCGUUCACGAACUAAACGGAGGAGGACGACCUUUUGCUCAAGCUUUAAUUUCUGCUCACAAUAUGUGGGAAAUGCAGUAGAUCGAUUGGAAUAAUAUAGCUCUAUAUAUACCAAACUAAACCAAGACCAAGACCCUGGAUAUAAAAGCUAGCUUAUUAUAUGUGUUGUUCUUGUCUUCUUCCUUUUGUAGACUUUAAUCUAUCGAUAUUAUAAGUUGCUACAUAA